GCUAAAUAUACCCGAACACCUGCAAUCACAUCCCGCAGAACAUUUCGACCGCUUGCCGGAGAGAUCUCUCCAGGUCGACUGCGCCGCCGAUCCGCGCCGUCGAUCGGCGCGGAGUUCGCGCCCAUGCGACGCCAUGCUGGCGCUGCUUUUCUUCGCCGUGACACGGCCGGCGCUGGCCUGGACACGACUCACCGUGGUGCAUAGCGAGAAAUGCGAGGAGUCUGGCUGCCAGGUGGCGGCCAAAUGCCCUGAGAAGACCUGGCCGGUUGCUUGUGAGAGCGAGCCCAGAGGCCAUGCUUGGUUCAACCAGGGCUCAUGCACGGCGUCGGCGCGCUUGGACAUAGAGAUCAGGGCGAAGGUGGCUUGCACCAGCAUGUUCGAGACCUUCACCGUUUCAGGCCCCACGGCGCGGUGUCCCGCGGGCUCGCAGCUCCAGCGCUGCUUCUGCCAGGCCGGGGCCCGGCGGGCCUGCCUGGGCGCUGCGCAGCCGGUGCAAGACGAGGGUCCCGCCUGCAGCGUGCGCGCCGUGCAGGCGGAGGAAGAUCCUGCACGACUCGCCCAAGCUUUGUGCCUGAGGGGCGAUAGCCAUUGGCUUCUGCAGAAUUCCGAGAGCCUGGGCUUUGUGAAGUACUGCGGCUGGGUGCCAUACCUUCGGCCCAUGAACACGCCGGAGCUCGAGUACAGGAACGACACCUUCUGCCCCCGGCAGUCUGCCACCUCCGCGUGCGGCGAGUGCCUCACACGGGAGGACUGCGUGGCGAGGUGCGACCUUUGCAGCAACUGCACCGCAGUGCUCUACCGCCCGCAGGAUGCCGUGAGGUGCUACAUGCAGAGAGGGAUCCAUUCAGCCGCUUUCGAGGACCAGCCGCCGCCAGCGUCGGGCUGGGGCUUUUACGUCAACGAGCGCAAUGUGGGGUGCGGCGGCCAGGUGGACUUGCUGGCCGCGCGAGGCGUGCAGGGCGUGAGGCUCUUUGCGGACCUGGGCUGCAGCAGCGAGUUGCAGCCCGAGAAGCUCUUCGUGAUGGACGGCUCGGGCCUCGCGGAGUUGAAGGGCGCCUGGCUGCCCCGCUGCGCCGAGCUCGGCCGCUGCGACGCCGGAGGCGUGAGCAUCAUUGCCAGCUUCGCAACACCCCAAGUGGUGCGCUGCAUCACGGUGCAGGCCCAGGCGACGGUCCUGGCGAGCGGCUGGCGGCUCUCGAAGAAUUCUGCCGCCCUGUCAGGCCUGCGGAGCCUCACGGAGGCGACCUGGCUGGAGGUGGCGCGGUCCGGGGACGGCGCGGGCGUGCGCGCCAGCUGGGACGGGCUGAUGGAGGUGGAAGCAGACCUGAGGAGUUCCUUGUCAUCGUGGGAUGAAGAGCAUCUAGGAGCUCCCCCUGCCCUUGGUGGGCUCGUGACCGUCUUGCUCAGCAUUUUCCUCCUCGCAGGCUGCCUGCUGUGCUUCUUCUGCCGGCCGAAGCGGAGGUUCGCACGCGAGUCGCAGAGGCUGCCAUUCGGCGUGGCGCCAGUGGUUUUGCCACCUCCGGAGGAGGCCCUGAGCUUAGAGGAGAUCCAGCUCCAUCCCGCACACGCGGCCAAAGAGGAGGAGGCGGCGACCAUGACGUACUUGACAUCGGAGGCCUUGGAACGCGUACAAGAGCUUCUGGACUUCACCUUUCGCACCAGGUCGCCCGAAGGUCGUCAAGACAGCCUCGUGGCCCUGCAGGCCCGCUGCGCAGUGCGUGUCCAAGGCAAGGAAAAGGCCUAUGUUCAAAGGCGAAGCAAGAUCAGCCGAGAUCUGAAGCCCUUGCCAGAUCCCUGGAUAGCACUGGCGGUGGCCAAGUACCCGGCACUGGAGGAGGUCCUAGUGAAACUUCAGCCGGAGAAGAACGAGGUGUACCUCUGGCACGGGACCUCGAUCCGAAAGGCCCUGGCAAUGUGCCAGACAGGACCGGGCAGGACGCAGACGGCUCUCCACUUCUUUGAGAGCAGUGCGCAGGCCCAUGAGGUCACCAGCCCGGAGGUAGGGCAUUACAGCGCUGUGCGAGCGCUGGUGCUUUGCCGGGUUUGCCUUGGCAGGUUCUACUACACCACUACGGACGGCUCCACGGAGCGGCGCGAUGGCUUCGACAGUUUGCUGGUGGAUGGAGACUUGCGGGAGUUCUGGGUGUACGACGCGGACCAGGUGAACCCCGAGCUCUUGGUGCUCUAUUCCCCGCUCCAGCGCGAGGAGAUGGAUCGGGCGCUUGGCGCGUUCCGCCUGGAGAUGCCCAUCUACUGGGCCAACCAAAGUCUCGAGGAUACCUUCCACGCGCUGCACGUCUGCGACCGCCGGACGCUGCAGCGCCUCGCGGGCAGGCACAUCAUCGCCAAAGCCAGGCGCCUAGAGGAUUCAGCACUCUGGAGCCGCUAUGCACGCGCCCGCGCCCGGAGCGGCCGCAUCCCGCCGGGGCUUCUGCAGGCGCCUGAGCUGGAUUUGCAGCAAGAGCUGCUGCUUUGGCACCUGCCGGAUCCAGAGGAGGCAGAGUUAAUCAUGGCCGAGGGCUGCUUCCCCGGCUCGCCGCGGCGGCGCCGCGGGAUCCAUUUGACCGAGGAUCUGUCCAACGGCCAGUGCCGCAGGGGUGCAGGCAGAUUCAUUCUGCUGUGCCGGGCGGUGAUUGGAGAACUGCACUACGCGGCUACACUGGAUCUCGCAGCGGUGCAGACAGCUCGCGCGGCUGGCAAGGACGCGUUGCUUCUGCGUGGAGGAGGCCCGAAUCACUAUGUCUUCUUGAAAGAGGACCAGCUGUACCCUGAGUUUAUCAUCGAGCUCCUGCAGGACACCGAGUGAUUUUCGCGGAUCUCGAGGUCCAAGUCGCGUGAGCAAGU
This is a messenger RNA of Effrenium voratum, 2844 nucleotides long. The record is from the annotation of a GenBank genome assembly. NCBI's taxonomy places the organism in Eukaryota, Dinophyceae, Suessiales, Symbiodiniaceae.